CUCACUCACUCGUCUCUGCUGGCCUCGUCGUCGGCGUCAUCAGCCCCCUCUACAUCUGCCUCGCCCUCGUUGAACGCCUGGUCCAACGACACCGUAAUCCGACGCGCCGACGUGCCAGGCGUCUCUACCAACACCUGCACACACACAAACGGCAAGUGGAGGGUGUAUUCUGUCUGGUAUGAGGUUCGUUGCCUGGGGUGGUUGUCUGGUUGAGCCUCUGGAUGUGCGUCUGUCCAUGGAGAUGCUUCUGUGUGUCUCGCUGACGAGGAAGAAUGUCCUCAUCUUGCCCUUGCCCUUCACUUCGAUCUCGCCACGGUCUUCGCACAGGAACUCAUGCUGAACACACAGAGGACACACACAGAGAGACACGAGUGACAAGCAGCACUAAUCUGUGUGUGAAAGUUUGGUGUGUCUGCGUGCUAGAUACGUGUAUGUAUUGGUAUGUCUGUAGCGAGAUGUGCACUCUGUUGGGCUCCCCGUGAGACUGAUCACACACAAACACACAUGUGCAUGGGUCUUUGUCAUGUCUCUCUCUGGCAGGCGUGUGUCCUUACUUCCAUCCUUGCAGCCGUGUUGACAGCGUCCCCCCACACGUCAUACGAGAACUUCGACGUCCCUAUCACGCCAGCCACACACGUACCUGAACGCACAACACGCGCAGACACACACACAGGAAUGCAGUGGUGCGUGUCUCGAUGUUUCGUGGAUGGAGCACCGGCCGCUGUGGACGCCCACUCUGAUGCGAAUAGGCUCGCCUCUGUCGUCCUUGAACCGUUUCAUGUGUCUGAUCAUCUGCAGGCCCAUCCUGCAGCAGUCUCGCGCGUGGGUGUCGGAGGGGAUCGGCACGCCGCCAGUGGCCAUGUACGCUGCACACAUUCAUCCAUCCAAUGCAUUCCAUCCAGGCAUUCAUGCCGGCCGUUGAUUGAUCCAUCUGGCAUCUGCCGACCAUCGCCAAUUGUCUUAAUCUUCUCGAGGUUGUUCUCGACUGCGCAUCGGUCGAGCAGCACGAAGAUGCUGUUCAGCAGAGCGACCAACCUGCAAACAUCCGUCCGUCCAUCCAAGCACAUGAGCACCUGAUACAUUCAUCCCAGUGACAGUCUCACUUCAUGGGCGGCACGCGAGACGACAUCUCGGUGAAACCCACAAUAUCUGUGCGCGAGCGGCACAGAGACAUUCACGCCAUAUAUGGACAAGUGAAAGUGAUCGCUCACCGGAAAACAGCACCAACACCUCAAAAAACGCCUCAGCCAUAUUCAGCCUGCGUGAGUACCCAUGACAAGGAAGGGCAUCGAGGUGUGUCUCUCUGUGUAUGUCUCUCUGUGUGUGGGUGGUGGUGACUGACCUGGCCCCCAUGUUGACGCUGGCACUGAGCUUUCUCAGCACGUGUUCCGGCAGGAUGUUGGAUAGCAGAAACUCCGACCGUUCCUGCUCCUUGGUUAUCUGCAGUCGGUUGAUCGAUCGAUCACAACACAGACAGACAGACACAACGCCACGCUAUCAAUGGCGGGCCGACUGCAUCGCAUCCAGUGAGUGGCUUGGCUAACCGAUUCGGUGAAGAUGAAGCUCUGCCGUGCGUAGAUUUCCUGCGAGUAUGCCAACACCGCCACAAGAAAGGCUCCACCGAGGGAAGUCUGAUCAGCACAUGAACAAUCACUUGAUGGAUUGACGGAUGGGUGGACAAGUCGACGACUGACCACUUUGUCCAUGGCGCUCUCGUCCAUUGUCUGCACCACGACGGCGUCGAGGAAGAGCAUCCACGCCAUCAGGAAUGUCAUAUUCACGAACCUAAGCCUGCAUGUCCGAGACGGGCACGAACAGACACGGCCGCUCGCUCAUUGAAUCACCGUGCAGCAUAUGUCCGCUGGCUGACCUCACUCACUCACCGGAAGAAAAGUGAUGAUAUGAUGACGAAGCUGUACAUCCGCCUGAAGUCCUGCCCUGGCUGCUUGCUCUGUGCGUGCGUGGCAGGCACACACACACACACACACACAUAUUUAGACACACCGUGAGUAUUUGUGUGUGGGCGUCAGCUGUGAGCACAUGUACCGCAAGAAAGGGCACCCCGGGGAUUUCUGGGCUUACAGCCAUGCGCACUCUGUACCAGACAGACAGACAGACAGACAUGAUGUUCCUCUCUCUGCCUGCCUGCCUGCCUGUCUGCCUGUGUGUGUGUGACAUACUGACACGGAGAGAAAUAUGGUUGCGGCCAUUACCGUCUGCAGGUGACGAAGAAACCAACCUGACACACACACGUAGACACGUGGAGAGACGUGGUCUGGUCGAGCCGCGUUCCACAUGUACGAUUGGCAGUGUAGAAGAGGAGAAGAGCAGCCCCCGUCACGGGGACGCUGAAAGUCUGAUAGGUACAUCACAUCCAUUCAAUCACACACACAUCCUUUUUCCCCACGAAUGAUGGUGCUUUACUUUGUGCAGCCAGCCAGCCACGAGCGUACCAUUAUGGGGAAGCCGAACCUGCCAUGGGCAUAGUCGCUCUCCAUGCCCAUCGACCGCACUUGUGCGUUGGCAGCCGGACACGCCAGUACACCUGAGUCAAUCCCAUCAAGGUGCCCAUCCACCCACCAUGCAGGCGGAGACACGUACACGUGUGUGCUACCAAGUUACCAAAUAUGGUCGACCCCCACAGUGCGAUUUCCACUGUUCGCUUGCUCAGCUUCACAUACGUCUCCCGAAACCGCCUCUGCAACAAGGGAGUGCAACACCUUGAUGUGUCUGUCAUACGAGCUAUUUUGUCCCACCCACCUCUAGGUCAGCGUCGCGGAACUCGAGAGUGGCAAAGUGCAUGGUUUGUCCAGAGCUCCGCCACACCUCUUUCCUGUUGAGUGGGUCGGGGGAAAUUGGGCUGGCGGCGAACAGAGACAGGCGGUGGAAUAUGCUGCAGACAGACAGACAGACAGUCAGAAGAGGCAAGGAGAUUGAAGCUGCGCAUAUCGAUUGGCUGGUCCCCCACCCUCGGAAGCCCCAGCGCAUCAUCGAUUUGCCCUGGGCUGUCUCGCCGACAAGCGAGCGGACAAGGGUCUCAGACCUGCACACAUCCAUCGAUACACUCAGGGAUCAUGAGCCCAUCCAUCGACCACGCUGCUCUCCCAGUACAUAUGUACCCUGUUGCCGUCGGCGACUCGGGCAAAACCCUUCUCCUCACCAGCUCCCUCGCCCGCCCCCACAAGCUGUGGCCUCUCUCAGACGCCCCUCCAACCUCAUCUAACGGCGUCGGUCUCAGCCAUCUCCGGCUGCUGUCUGCCCUGCCCGGGAGCCCUUCUGGCUCUGCAGUGGCAGCUGGCUGAGGCGCCGGCUGGGAUAGCGCGUGGGUUGGGGAGGUGAAGACAGCGGGGGCAUCGGAGGGAGCGGAUUCGGAAGUGGUGACUUGCAGAAUGGGCGUGCUGCGGAUGUUACGUUGGGAGGCAGGGGUGUCCUCCAUCUGAGAAAGCAGGAGUGUUUUCG
Vitrella brassicaformis is the source of this 3459-nucleotide messenger RNA. The record is from the annotation of a GenBank genome assembly. Lineage: Eukaryota; Vitrellaceae.